CGUCGCGACGCGUAGAUAGGUGGGUGUCCGAAGUGUCCGGUGGUGGCUGUACGCGAGGUCGAAAGCGAGGCGGCGAUCCGCCGUCUUCGAGCACCGGUGAGCAGGACCGCGCGAUCCCGGGCGUCGGGAUAGUUCGAAGCGAGACGAGUCUCGGGAGCCGCGUCGGAAGUUGGUCGGCGGAAAGCGGAAAGCGGGACGGUAUCGGGAACAAUAGCCGUCGAGAGAUCACUCGAUCGGGCUCGCGCGCGUGCGCCGCUCCGGCGCGCCGAAGACGAGAGAGAGAGAGACGGAGCGCAGCGGUUCGAGCCAGAGGGAGCGAGAGGAGCGUCGUUUCCUCCCGAGAAACGGCGUAAGCGUCAUCGGACAACGAUGACGGGCCUCGUUCGCGAGGCGGACGCGAGCGCGCUGGCGUUCCCACCGGGCACACGCGGUGACCGCUCGUCCUAGAGGCCGACAUCGGCCGACGUCGCGACGCCCCAAGCGAGGCCGCACCCCGUCACCCCUCGACGUCCCGUGAGCUGUGUUUACGCCGGAACGAAUCCCGAGCCUCGACGAUGUACGCCAAGGGAAAGGGUUCGUCGGUGCCGUCCGACGCCCAGGCCAGGGAAAAGUUGGCUCUCUAUGUGUACGAGUACCUGCUGCACGUGGGAGCACAAAAAGCUGCGCAGACCUUCCUGUCCGAGAUACGAUGGGAAAAGAACAUUACGCUUGGCGAACCUCCAGGAUUUCUGCAUUCUUGGUGGUGUGUUUUCUGGGACCUUUACUGCGCAGCACCGGAACGACGUGAUUCCUGUGAACACAGUAGCGAAGCCAAAGCGUUCCAUGAUUACGGAUUUGUAAACAGUGGUUAUGGCGUUAACGGAAUCGCUCAUAAUGCUGGACCUGCUCCAUCUCCACUCGGGCAGAUGCCUCCCAACGAUGGCAUGCCUGGUGGUCCGAUGCCCCCUGGAUUCUUUCCAAACAACUCGACAAUGCGACCAUCUCCGCCCACACACCCCUCAUCACAGCCAUCCCCCCAGCACCCCCAGCCACCCCCGCCCCCACACUCGCAGAUGAUGUCCACCCAGUUCAUGGGACCAAGGUACCCCGCUGGACCUCGACCCGGGGUGCGCAUGCCACAGAUGGGAAACGACUUCAACGGGCCCCCGGGACAGCCCAUGAUGCCCAACAGCAUGGACCCCACGAGACAAGGACCUCCGGGAAUGAACCCAAUGAAUCCACGAAUGAAUCCGCCACGAGGACCCGGAAUGGGACCCAUGGUUCCUGGGAGCUACGGGCCCGGAAUGAGGGGACCACCACCUAACAGUAGUUUAGGCCCAGGGGGGCCCGGAGGACCCGGAAUGCCCCCCAUGAGUAUGGCGGGCCCCGGGGGAAGGCCGCAAUGGCAGCCGAACACGUCCACCCCGAUGAACUACUCGUCGUCCUCGCCGGGCAACUACGGCGGCCCUCCCGGGUCCACCGGGCCUCCUGGACCGGGAACUCCGAUCAUGCCGAGUCCGCAAGACAGCAGUAACAGCGGCGGAGAGAACAUGUACACCAUGAUGAAACCUGUACCUGGAGGAAACAUGCCCGGAGACUUUCCGAUGGGCGGCGGACCCGAAGGAGGUCCCAUGGGCCCUAUGGGACCCAACACGAUGGGCCCGGUUUUGAACGGCGACGGACUCGACGGAAUGAAGAACAGCCCGGCUAACGGCGGACCCGGAACCCCGAGGGAAGACAGCGGCAGCGGCAUGGGUGACUAUAAUUUGGGAGGUUUUGGCGGUCCCGGAGAGAACGAUCAGACCGAGUCGGCAGCCAUCCUCAAGAUCAAGGAGAGCAUGCAGGAGGAGGCCAAGAGGUUUGAGAAGGAUUCGGACCACCCCGAUUAUUUCAUGCAAUAACUCCCCCGCGACCGUGCGAGGCCGUCGGCGUCGACCGCACCCCCGUUCUCCUCCCCGUCCGACUCGCGAUCGAUCUCUCGACCGAUCGACUCUCCGUCUUCCUUUCGACUCGCCGGAGACGAGCCCGACUCGAUCCGGGGACCUCGAAGAAGGACGGAAAGCAGGAUACCGCACGUACGCGCACGCGUGCACGAAACGCGUAGGGAGAAAACUAGACUCGAGGACGAACGGAUGGGCUUUUUGCGUUUCGCUCCCCGAUUCGUCGAUUCGCCAAAAGUCUACCAAAUUGACCAAAUCUAUCGAUCAGCCGUCUCGAGUCGUCGAAUUAAAAUUUUCGAGUUCUAGUCGACGAGGUGAAAUUUUCGAAUUCUAAUCGACGAGUUAAAAUUUCGAAUCGUCCGGUUCGAGCCGUCGAGCGGCCGAUUUUGCGCGUCCGGAGACGCUUCCGGAAUCCGCGGGGGAGGAGAACCCCCGGGGGAGGCCUAGGGGCCCUUCGGCGCCGUCGUCGUCGUCGGGCUCGACGUUCCUCGGCGACGCGGCGCGUCGUUCGGGAAGAUGGACUUCCGCGGACCCUGAUCGGUCGACGUAGAUUUAAGGGACUUCCUGGGGGGCGCGGGCACGCAGCCUUCGGGAGUGCCUCGUCGAACGGUGCUUCCCGGUCGCGGACCUCGCGCGCCGUCGCCGCGGCUUCUCUUCCGUUCUUUCCGUUUCUUCCCGUCGACGGCGCGUCUCCGGGUGCGAGAUUAAGAGUAAGAAAUCGGAAAGGAGGCGGGAAAGCGGCCGACUUCGACCCGGUCGAGCCGGGGCUUCUUGCGAAUCCGGGUUUCCUUGGGGAACCGCGACUCGGUUUCCAUCCGGGCGAAAGACGGUCGGAACAGGGAGAGAUCGUCUUCUCUCCAAGAACGGAAGCACCAUCGCGCGUCCGAUUAAUUCCUGCGAGGAGAAUCAAGGUCGAUCCACGUACCCGACAAGGACCGACCCGCGCCGGUGCCGAUCCGACCUUGUAACGAAACUUUGUAACGCGCGGUUGCGUCGAGUCGCGCGCGAUAAAGUCAUCUUGGAUCGACCCCGCGGCACGCGUCGGAGAAGGUGAUUCCACCUUUACGGCAAAGGUUGCCGUACUUGGAUUGUAAUCGCGGGGCGUACCGUUAAUGGGACGCGAAAGUGGCUUCCGAGGGGUCAAACAUUUGUGAAACUUUUAUCCGAACUGGAGGAUACCGAGUCAUUUCACCCUUUACAGCGCGAAUAUAGAGGCUGCAAGGAAGGUCUUGACGGCCAUGAAAUUUCAGUUUUUAUAAGAAAUUAAAAAAGUGAACUUUCACGGGAGGGUCGGGAUCUUCGUUCCAGCUUCCACGUUCGCGUAAAGUUUGAAACGAUUCGGUUCCUCCGGUUCGGAGAAAGGUUUCGUAACGAUCUUAUUGACGCCACUUUCGCUGGUCUUGAUACGAAAAUUCCGGAAUCGCGGGGAAGGGAAAGAAAACGACCGUACCGAGUUAUCCAGGGAGUAGAUUUUUGUCCGACGCAAACCGGGCGGUUUCGAGGUUUGCGUCGAAAGCGAGUCCCGGAAGUGCGUCGAAUUUCCCCGCGUUCGACCGGGCGACCGGCGCGAAGCGCCUCGGAAUCGGUAUCGGAAACGACGGGGGGUCGCGAUCCCUGCCCCCUAGCAAAAGGUGUACCUAGAGGUGUAAGGAUAGAUCUAAGCGAGGGAACGAGAGCGCGGAGGCUCCCAUUUCGGCACCGAGCUCUUCUCGAGCCCGCGAGCCAACGGUCGAAGAGACGCGCGCGGAAAGGGAAGGAAUCGCAAACGCGAGGACUCCCGAUAUCGGAACGAGAUCGAAGUGCACGGCGGUGCGGAGAAACGCGACGGAACGCGGGGAAACGCGCUCGGCCUUCUCGUGGAAAGUAUUUUGACCGUCCGGUCUCGAGGAGCGACGUCGCGCGAUAUUUAUUUUAAGUAGCCGCGGCCGCGGAUUUCCUAAGGAACCCUCGCCGAGUUCCGGGUUCCGAAGGAAUCCCGCCGGCGACGACCAAAGCUCGACGCGUCUUUCGGGCCUCGGCGGAGGCGCCCUGGGAGGGGAGCAUGUUCCACUUCGUCGUUACGUAUGUCGUAUACACUCAUUGUAGACCGACGCAGGCUAUUCGAAAUCACGAACACCCUCGCCUUCUCGGACGAAUCGUGCAUAAUUAUUGACAUAAUGUAGGUAUCUAUAUAAAUAUAGUAUCAGUAGCGUAAACGAUGAAUAUGAGUAAUGCAAAAAACAGAAUAAAUGUCAUCUAUCCUA
Molecule: messenger RNA, 4162 nt
Organism: Orussus abietinus
Lineage: Eukaryota; Metazoa; Arthropoda; Insecta; Hymenoptera; Orussidae
Gene: Ssdp
Product: single-stranded DNA-binding protein 3
Exons: 13
Coding region: 555-1880 (441 amino acids)
Biological process (GO): positive regulation of transcription by RNA polymerase II
Cellular component (GO): nucleus
Molecular function (GO): single-stranded DNA binding; protein binding
Source: RefSeq, a predicted model, not a curated record